AGGAGAAAAGUCUCUGGCAUGGAAGGAGAAAACCACACAGAAGUAUCACAGUUCCUCCUGCUGGGUCUUUCAGACAACCCUCAGUUACAGCCCCUCCUCUUCUGGAUGUUUUUGUCCAUGUAUCUGGUCACAGUGCUUGGGAACCUGCUCAUCAUCCUGGCAACCAGCUCUGACUCCCAUCUCCACACCCCCAUGUACUUCUUUCUUUCCAACCUGUCCUUUGUGGACAUCUGUUUUACAUCUACCACCAUCCCAAAAAUGCUUGUGAACAUUCAGGCACAGAACAAACGUAUCUCCUACAUCCAAUGCCUCACUCAGGUAUAUUUUUUUAUAAUUUUUGCUGGAAUGGACAAUUUCCUACUGACUGUGAUGGCUUUUGAUCGCUUUGUGGCCAUUUGUCACCCCUUGAAUUACACAGUCAUCAUGAGCCCAUACUUCUGUGGCCUCCUGGUUCUGAUGUCCUGGAUCAUCAUGAUCUUGGUCUCCCUUCUGCAUAUUCUAGUGAUGAAGCGAUUGACUUUCUCCAUACAGACUGAAAUUCCCCAUUUCUUCUGUGAAUUAGCUCAGGUUUUAAAGGUGGCCAGCUCUGAUACUCUCAUCAAUAAUAUCUUGUCAUAUGUGGCUACUGCCCUGUUGUGUGUGCUCCCUGUCUCUGGCAUCGUCUUCUCUUACUCUCAGAUUGUCUCCACCCUAUUAAGAAUGUCUUCCAUAGAAAGCAAGUACAAAGCAUUUUCUACUUGUGCGUCUCAUCUCUGUGUGGUCUGCUUAUUCUAUGGAACAGCACUUAGUGUUUACCUCAGCUCUGCUUUAACCCAUUCUUCCCAGGGAAACACCAUUGCCUCAGUGAUGUAUACUGUGGUCACGCCCAUGCUGAACCCUUUCAUCUAUAGCCUGAGGAACAAGGAUGUAAAGAGAGCUCUGGGAAGUCUCAGCAGAGCAGUCUCUUGUCCUUGA
Nannospalax galili (Upper Galilee mountains blind mole rat) is the source of this 954-nucleotide messenger RNA. RefSeq names its product olfactory receptor 7D4-like. Gene Ontology annotation, cellular component: membrane. The transcript has a single exon. Bases 19 to 954 code for a protein of 311 amino acids. Gene Ontology annotation, molecular function: olfactory receptor activity; G protein-coupled receptor activity. Lineage: Eukaryota; Metazoa; Chordata; Mammalia; Rodentia; Spalacidae. The record is from RefSeq and is a predicted model, not a curated record. Gene Ontology annotation, biological process: G protein-coupled receptor signaling pathway.